Messenger RNA from Alosa alosa (allis shad), 1797 nucleotides. RefSeq names its product sphingosine-1-phosphate phosphatase 1a (gene sgpp1a). The record is from RefSeq and is a predicted model, not a curated record. NCBI's taxonomy places the organism in Eukaryota, Metazoa, Chordata, Actinopteri, Clupeiformes, Clupeidae. The transcript has 3 exons. Gene Ontology annotation, molecular function: sphingosine-1-phosphate phosphatase activity. Gene Ontology annotation, biological process: phospholipid dephosphorylation; sphingosine metabolic process. The coding region runs from base 373 to 1764 and encodes 463 amino acids. Gene Ontology annotation, cellular component: endoplasmic reticulum membrane.
UACACAGGCUAUGGUCGCGCACAGUCGAGAGAUUGGGAAUGACAAGCAUAUUCUCUGUUCCUCAGAACAGUCGGGUGCAACCGUAUCAACGUGUUAGAUCAAUGCGCCUGUCAAGAUUAGGCGAGAGGUCUUCUACUUAAAUCAUUUUCGAAAUUCACUUGCGCGACAAUAGUAGGAGCUAGGUAGCUACCUACCGCUAGGAGAAUCGUAUGCGCGCAUGCAAGUCCGUUAGCCAGCUAACGUUAGCUUCGCGAGCUAGUUGUAUGCUUCAAGGCAGAGCAGUGGGAGCAUAGACGCCCCACUCGCAUCAUCAUCAGGCACGACGUUGCGUCUGUAAUCACAUGCGAUUUUCUUUGGUUUUCUCUUAGAACCAUGGCGACUGACCUUAUAAAGGGCGUUGUUCGCCUUUGCCUGAACCUUCAGGACCCGGAGCAUGUGGCGAGAUUUCAAAAGCUAUGCGGAGUCAGGGGGACCUUUCCCAGAAAAUCUGCCAGGACAGAGGAGAGUGAAUCGGAGCCUUCCCCUAACGGUGCAUGUGUCAAGCAACGUACAGAAGAGAGCACAGACGACGGAAGUGUUGACGAAAAGCCAAGCGACCUUAGACAGAGAAAAGACAGAAGUUCAGACACUUCUAAACAGGAAGAAUGCUCGAAUGGCUUGCUCAACGGGGCUGCAAUGCCCGAAGAACAAAAUACUCUACCCGAGAGCAGUUCAAAAGCUGACAGCGAACGAGGGGGGUCGAAGGGAAUUGUCAAGCCACUUCGCAAGAACUCUCUGACCGGUGAUGUUGGCCAGGAGUUCAUUAUCGAGAACAAGUUCCUCUUCUAUCUCUUCACCUUUGCAACCGAACUAGGCAAUGAGAUGUUCUUCAUCGUUUUCUUUCCCUUUCUUAUGUGGAACGUCGACGCCUAUGUCAGCAGACAGAUUAUCGUGGUAUGGGUGCUGGUGUUGUUUAUCGGACAGUCCACCAAAGACCUCGUCCGCUGGACACGUCCAGCUUCACCGCCGGUGGUCAAAGUCGAGGUCUUCUACAAUUCGGAAUACAGCAUGCCGUCCACCCACGCUAUGACUGGAACUGCACUCCCCUUCUCACUUUUCAUGCUUACUUAUGGUCGCUGGCAGUACCCAUUUCUCUUUGGUCUGGGUUUGGCGGUCUGCUGGUGUUUCCUGGUGUGCUUAAGCAGAAUCUACAUGGGCAUGCAUUCUGUGCUGGAGGUCAUCACAGGAUUCCUCUACAGCGUCCUCAUCCUGGCCGUCUUCCAGCCACUGCUGGACAGCAUUGAUCAGUACUACUUGGCCGGCUCGUACGCGUCCCUGGUGAUCGUGUUGGUGCACGUCGGCCUGGGCCUGCUGGCCUUCUCGCUGGACACGUGGAGCACGUCCCGGGGCGACACGGCCCAAGCCCUGAGCACCGGCGGCGGCGCGGCCCUGGCCUCGCACCUCAACCACCAGCUGGGCCUUCAGCCGGACCCAUCGCUGGACCUCCUGCCCCUGGUCAUGCCCGUCGUGGACGCGCCGCUGCUGGGCCGCGCGCUGGCCAGGCUCCUGGUGGGGGUACCGGUGCUGCUGGCCACGCGGGCCGCCAUGAAGACGCUGACCAUCCCGCUGGCGUGCCGCGUGUUCGGCGUGCCGGCGGACGACGUGAGGUACGCGCGGCAGCACGCGCCGGUGGAGCUGUCCUACCGCUACCUGGUCUACGGCACGGUGGCUUUCAGCUGCGUCUUCCUAGUGCCGCUGCUCUUCGACUACCUGAGCCUGUCCUGAGUCUCCAACUUGCCCCCACCCUAACCACAGCCC